UUGCCAGAUCAGACGAAGGCUGGACCGAGGCUGAUGGUGGGAGGCCCGGCACGGAUCAACCCUCGGAUCGCAAGUAGCGGAGCUGGACGAGGGGGGUCUGUGGGGAAUACGAUAAAGAGAAUAAGAAGACGGAGCAUUAAACUACGUAAAAGAGCAAUCACAGGCUGCUGUGAUGUCGGGACAAGGACUGGCUGGCUGGCAACAAGGCACAGGCCGAGGAAGCCAGACUUUUGGGAGCGGCUAGCGAUCAGCUUCUGCGCUCAGGUCGAGGCGGGGCUGCUCCUCUCAUCCUCCUCCUCCAACGACCCCACCUUUUAAACCUCUACUCCUCCUCUUCCACUCUUCUCUUCCUCUUCCUGCUCCCUUGCUCAGCCAGCUCCUAAUCUUCCUCACUCCUCCCCUUCUCCCCGUCUCCCACAAUGUCCCUCUCAGAGUUCGUCCCCAGCCAGUCCACACCCGUCGUCUCCUACUUCCCUGCAGACCACCCCAUUCCCACCCGACAGGACAUCGUAACUUUCCGCACCCCCAAGGGUAAGCCCCAAGGAAUUGCUCUCCCCGGCACCAAGAAACCCGGCUACUCCGCAAUCUACCGCAACGCGCACCAUCCGGACGCUCUCAUCGAGACCCUGCACCCGGCAUUUCGCACCCUCUACGACUGCUUCGAAAACGCCGUCCGCCUCUACGCCGACAGAGACUUCCUCGGCCGUCGCGAGUACGUCCCAAAGUACGGCACCUGGUCGCCGUUUAUCUGGGAGUCCUACGGCCGCGUUGCCGAGCGCCGCACUGACUUGGGCUCUGGCCUGCUCCGAGUCGCCAAAGACGUCGGCGUCCAGCAGCGCGACAAGUUCGGCGUCGCCAUCUUCUCUCCAAACAGACCCGAGUGGGCAAUCACUGAUCUCGCUUUGCAUGCGUAUAACCUCUAUGGUGUCACGCUCUACGACUCGCUCGGUCCCGAGGCGUCCGAGUUUAUCCUCAACCUGACCGAGUGCCCGAUCCUCGUCGCCUCCCUCAACAACAUCCCCGAGAUCCUCACUUUGAAGCCUAAGCUCCCCCACCUGAAAGCCAUUGUGUCGAUGGACGAGCUCGAGGCGCCCCACGACACUCCCGGCAACACCCGCCGCGCGCUCCUCAAGACCUGGACGCAAUCGCAGGGCGUGCAGCUCUACUCCUUCACCGAGGUCGAGCGUCUCGGCCGCGAGGCCCUUGUUCCCCACAAUCCACCCACCGCAGAAGACAUCCUGACCAUCAACUUCACCUCCGGCACUACCGGAAUGCCAAAGGGUGUGGUCUUAACCCACAAGAACGCGAUCGCGGCAUUGUCAGGAUCGUGCUUGCAUGUCGCUAUUUCAGGCAAGGAUAACGAUGCUUUGCUUAGCUAUCUGCCCCUUGCGCAUAUCUACGAGCGAUUGGCCUUCUGCCAGGCCUUCUCCUUCGGCGUCAACUACGGCUUCUUGCACGGAUCUGUGCUCGAGGUGCUCGACGACAUCAAGAUGGUGCAUCCUACCAUGUUCCCCUCGGUCCCGCGUCUGCUCAACCGCAUUGAAGAAGCCGUCCGCGCAAAGACCGUCAACGCACCCGGCGUCGCCGGUGCGAUCUCCCGUCGCGCGCUGGCCGCCAAGCUUGAGGACAUGAAGAACGGUGGCACCGGCAAUCUCAGGCUCUGGGACGCAUUGUGGUCGCGUAAGAUCCGCAAGAAUGCAGGACUUGACCGGCUUUACACCGUAGUCUCCGGAUCGGCUCCGAUCGCGGACGACACGCUCCAGUUCUUGCGCGCGGCGCUCGCGUGCAACGUCGUGCAGGGCUACGGACUGACUGAAAGCUUUGCGUUUGGACUUGUCUCUGAGCCCGGUGACUCGACGACCGGACAUUGUGGUCCUCCUGCGGUUGCCGUCGAGAUGAAGCUCAAGGAUGUGCCCGAGAUGAACUACACUGCUGAUGAUCUACCGAACCCGCGCGGCGAGCUGCUGAUCCGUGGACCGGUGAUCUUCUCAGGAUACUACAAAGAUCCUGUCAAGACUGCCGAAGCGCUCGACGAAGAAGGCUGGCUACAUACCGGUGACGUUGCUGAGUUUGACUCGCUCGGUCGCGUGCGCAUCAUCGACCGCGUCAAGAACUUCUUCAAGCUCGCGCAGGGCGAGUACGUUGCGCCCGAGCGCAUCGAGAACCAGUACCUGGCGGCGUGCGACCUGGUGUCGACCGUGUUUGUGCACGGCGACUCUGUGCAGACGUUCUUGAUUGGUGUGCUCGGCAUCAACCCGGAGACGUUUGCGCCGUUUGCGUCCGGAAUCCUCAAGCGGCAGAUCGACCCCAUGGACUUGCAUCAGCUCGCAGCCGCGUGCGAGGAGCGCGAGGUGCGCGUUGCGGUUCUCAAAGAAUUUGAGCUGAUUGCAGCAAAGGCGAAACUACAGGGUUUCGAGAAGGUCAAGAACCUGAUUUUGCGGAUCGAGCCGUUCACGAUUGAAAACGAUCUUCUGACGCCGACGAUGAAGGUCAAGCGGCCACAGGCGGUCGCGUAUUUCCGAUCUGAGAUCGACAAGUUGUACGCUGAGGGCGAGUUGCUCAAGUCUGCACCUAAGGCAUUGAAGGCCAAGCUGUAAUCUUUUUUCUCUAUACUUUUGUCGUAUACGAUAAAUCUAAACGGAAAAGAGAGAUGCCUGAUUUUACUGUACAUUGAUUGAGCUGGCAUGAUCAAAUGAUAGAACAUUCUGUUGUGUUUCGUGCGCGCGUACUUGUUAUGAAUUGUUUCUUAGUUAAGCUGCUGAUGAAGUGCACCAAAAUAUCUGUUUUUUAUCUGAGGAGAAUCAUGUGAAAGUAGUGAAACAUUUGUAGAAGCCAAACCUGUCCGAUGACGUCACCCCGCCUGUGU
Messenger RNA from Myxozyma melibiosi, 2866 nucleotides. RefSeq lists its product as uncharacterized. The coding region runs from base 420 to 2597 and encodes 725 amino acids. Lineage: Eukaryota; Fungi; Ascomycota; Lipomycetes; Lipomycetales; Lipomycetaceae. The record is from RefSeq and is a predicted model, not a curated record. Gene Ontology annotation, biological process: long-chain fatty acid metabolic process. Gene Ontology annotation, cellular component: endoplasmic reticulum; membrane. Gene Ontology annotation, molecular function: long-chain fatty acid-CoA ligase activity. The transcript is spliced from 2 exons.